Messenger RNA from Astrephomene gubernaculifera, 3696 nucleotides. The record is from the annotation of a GenBank genome assembly. Lineage: Eukaryota; Viridiplantae; Chlorophyta; Chlorophyceae; Chlamydomonadales; Astrephomenaceae.
UAAGCUACGGUAUUUAGUUCCAUUCUAUUCCAUCUUACUCAAUGCCUACUCGCGGCAACAAGUCAAAAUGCACCUGUCCCUAGCCACUAGCUACUUGGCUACGUGGCAACCCUAUCAUGUUCCUUUAAUUUUGUGGCUUAUUAAGCUUAAAUUGUCAUAGCACUAACUGCAAUGUCUGGGCUUGGCUUUACCUUUCCACGUAAGCGCCAAGCGCGCACGGAUGACGAUGAGGCCAGCGCGGAGGAGGAGUGGCGCGUGGGAUACGCCGAGGAUGUUGAUGAGCGUCGAGCUGACCUGCUUCGGCGCCUGGAAGCGAAGACGUCAGCCCCAACCAAGCUUGUCAACCCAUGGGCAAUGCCAGGAGUUGCAGCCGCGGCUCCCCGAGCCCCCCAGCCGGACAACGUGCUGAUGCUGGAGGUCGAUGUGCAGGGCUACGAUGGCUAUGGUGAGGGGGGCGGCACGCCUGAGGAAGCGGACGCCGGCGGAGGGGCAGCAGCAGCAGCAGGGGGGGCCUCGGCACUUGUGGCAGCGGGGCAGGGAGUGGAGGGUGGCGCGUUGCUGCAUGCGGCAGCCCGGCUGUUCAGCCGUCGGGAACUGCAGCAGCAGCAGCAGUUCGGCCAGGUGCAAGACGGCCAGGGAGGAGCAGGGCGCGCUGUCUGCGGGGCGGCUGCAGCGGCACAGAUGGAUCAGCUGCUGCGGGACCUGCAGCAGCGCUCCGCAGUUGCUCCCAGUGGCGGUGCUUCUGCAGAGGGCGAGCAAGAAGGGGAGGAGCAGGGGGAGGAGGAGGAGGGCGGCGACGGAGGACAUGCGGCGCUUGUGGCAGUGGCAGCCGGUGGGAGAGGGGACGCAGCAGGAGCAGCAGCAGGGGUACGGAGCUCAGACGGCUUUGGCGGAUCCUUCCCUGCCGGGGCCCCCCAGCAUCAUCGCGGCGGCCGGCCGCCGCUGUCUCCCCUGCCGGCGCGACUCAGCGGACUUUCCAGCCUCUUGGGUGCUCGUGGCGGCAGCGGCAGCAGCGCCCGAGGUUACGGCAGCAGCAGCAACCACAACAGCUCGGUUGGCGCCUUGGGCGGCUUUGGGUCAGCCCUACCGCCUUCUUCUGCCCAUGCAGCAAAGAAGAAGGCGCGGUUUGUGAUCCGGGAGGGACCCACAGCGCCGCUGCCGUCUCCUGCUGCUGCAGGCACGCCAGGGCGGGGAGCAGGGGCAGGAAGGGGGAGUGCAUUUGCGGGGGGUGGAAGGGCUGCGAUGACGGCAGGGGGUGUCAGGGCGGCGGAGGGCGGGUUGGAGGGUGCGGCUCAGGAGGCGCCUCAUGGGGCGACAGCGGCGGCAGCAGCGGCGCCCUCGCCCGCACCCGCACCCACGCCGGCUCGUGGCGGCCUGGCAGCCCUCCUGGCCGGCGGCCCGCCUCCCUCCGCCGCCAAGCAACGUACCCCGGCACCCCUCCCCCGCAUCACUCCACCACCCCUGCAUGUCAGCCCCGCCCGCACACCCAGCCACACCGCCACCACUGCCGGCGCUGCAACACCCGGUGCGCUUGCCGUACCGACAGCGGCUGCAUCCGCGGCACCGUCAGCCGACCAGCCACAGGAGCAGCAGCUGCUGCUCGCGACGCCGGCGCGUGCCACCGCCGAAGGGGCCGCCGCCACUGCUGCCACUGCUGCCGCCGUGACACCUCUGUUGCCGCCCAGUGGCCGUGCGGUGGCUGCAACGGCGGCUGCACCUGCUGCUGCUGCUCCUGCUGCAUUGCAUUGCAGCAGUGGCGGCGGCGCAACGGGCAUGGGUCGUAUAACCACACAGCAGCAGCAGCACAAUCACCCGCAUCCGUAUGUACAGCCUGCCGCCACGUUGCCCUUCGUGUCGCCGCCGCCGCCGGUACCACCAGCGUCACGAUACCGACACGCGCAUGCGGGGGCUCCGCCUCCCUCCACUGCUGCUGCUGCUGCCGGGGCAGCCGCUGCCGGGGCCUCCGUGACAACCCCCGGGCCUCCACGUCCCGCCAGCGCCCCUGCUUCCCUGCGCGACCUGCUGCUACCGCCCCGCCCCUCCUUCGGGACACCCGCGACUGGGUCCGCUGCUACCACACCCGGCCCGCGUCAACAGCUGCGUGUGCAUCAACUGAUACAGGAGCAGCAUGGACAGCAGCAGGCCGUACCCGAGGGAUCCCUGGCGGGUCCUGCCGCUGCUGCUGCUGCUGCAACAGUUACAACAACACCCUAUUACCGCCAUCAGCCCCCCGGUCAAGAGGGAGGCCUCCCUCGCGACGGCGACCAUCCGCAGCAGCUGCAAGCCGAUCAGCUGCACCCCGUCCAACACGAACACCUCCACCCGCAGCAGCAGCAGCAGCAGACCCCUCAACCCUACCCUCCACCAUGGCUGCACCUGCCGCGGAACACACCUGCUGCCGCUUCUGUCCCCACGUCCGCAGCCAAAACCAACCUGCUAGAACUCAUGAGUGAGCAAAAGAACCGGCAACGCGAGUUCCUGCAGGGCCUAGGACCCGCGGCUGUGACCACACCGCACAACCAAAGCCAGGCAGCGGGGAUGUCGCUAUCCUCAGCAUCGCUGACAGCGGCCGUCGCGGCCGCUGCAUGCGGCGGGGCCGGAGGAGGAGGGGGCGGGCUACUGGGGAUGGCAGGCGGUGGUGGGCGUCGGAGCAGCGGCAGCGGCGCUCCGGGGCAUCAUGGUCGAGGGUCCGGACGGCUGGGGGGGCUUCAGGGCCGACUGCAGGCUGUGCUGGCCGGCUUGAAGCUGCUGCAAGACCGGGAGGCGGAGGCCGCAGUGGCGGCACCACCCCCGCCACCGCCAGUUGGCAGCGUGCUCCUCGAGGUAUGCAGCCGGACGAGGGAGGCGCACCUCACUCGGGCCACUUGCGUUGUACGGCGAAUGUACGAAGAGGCAUUUGGUGGAGGCAACGGCCAAGGCAACGGAGGCGGCAACGCAGCAACGGGAGCGGCAACACCAGCAGCGGCGCAGCAGCAACCACCAGACCCGCAGCAACCGGCUGACCGGCCGCUGUGUGCCGGACAAUCCGUACACGUGUUCCUGGACUCCAAGCGCAGCGACUGGGGCAUCGAGCCAGGCAGCAGCCUGCUCGUCCUGCCGCCGUACAAGAUCUUGCGGAUUGUCAACGCAGCCUCGUCAGCAGCGGCAUCUGCCGUACUAACAGCCGCUCCUGAGGAGGAGCAGGGGCAGCAGCAGCAGCUCCAGCCUCGCCCGCCGCCGCCAACCCCUCAUAGUCUUUCACCCAGGGAGGGUGAUGCGAGCGCAAGUGUUGUGCUGUUAGCGUACCUGACUCGGAGGGUUUGAAGGGGCUGCGGCGCUGUUAGGACGGGAUGCGGGCGGCGAAUGUAGGAAAGCAUGGCAGUGCAAGUGUCUCGCAUGUGCCGUUUAGCUGCUAAAAGCAAUAAUGUACAUUCUUUUUGCACACUCCACCAGACCAAGAAAUACACCAUUGCUGUCCCAGUAUAAUGGGUACUUGGUUAACACAAUGCCGUACACUUUGUUAAGAUGUUGUCGUAUGCACGGCAGGAUGGCAUUGCUUGGAAGCGUGUUGCUUUGCUGGGCAGUGUUGGCUGGUACCGGUAUGUGCAGUUCCCCGUAGAAAAAAUGCUUGGGCGCCAUACCAACACAGAGCAGUGUUCGACUUGUAGCAGGCACUGGGCAUCUGCAGGGGAUACUGAUUUGUUACAACAUUGCUUU